Molecule: messenger RNA, 1494 nt
Organism: Hippocampus zosterae (dwarf seahorse)
Lineage: Eukaryota; Metazoa; Chordata; Actinopteri; Syngnathiformes; Syngnathidae
Gene: tmem121b
Product: transmembrane protein 121B
Exons: 1
Coding region: 1-1185 (394 amino acids)
Source: RefSeq, a predicted model, not a curated record
AUGAUCGCAGAAAUUCCCAAAGACAAUUCCAAGGCAUUCCAAUCCGUCGCGACUUUGGGCUCGGACUCACCCGUUUCCUCCUCGCCCUCCCCGGAAGCUGGCCGGUUGCUGAGCAGGAGGCGGGACGCGCGCACCAACGGCAGCGGCAUCCAUCCGGAGGAGAGCGGCAGCAUUCGGCCGCUGGUGUCCGGCGGCCGCAUGAUGACAUCGGCGGACUUCGCCCACGCCGGCGCCCCUCUGCUGGCUCCCCGUUCGGCGCGCAGCCUCCUCUACAAGGUCCUGUGCUUCAUGCUCCUCGUCCUGCAGGGCGGCGUGCUGGACUUCUACCUCAUCGCUUUCACCGACCUGUACUGGUGCUCGUGGAUCGCCACGGACCUGGUGGUGGUCUCCGGCUGGGCGAUUUUCUUCGUGAAGAACGCGCGCGGCAAGCGGGAACGGGCCUGCGGCUUCCACCAGAAGGGCUCCGCUUACGGCGGUUGCAACCUGGGCGAGUUCACCUACGCCUACCUGGCGUGGCUCGUCCACGUCAUCGCGUGCACCCCCAAGGUGGCGCUGGUCCUGGAGACCUCCAUCCUGGACCUGGUCGCCGCCAAGGUGCCGUGCGGGCUCACCGGCUUCAAGAUCGUCACCUUGCUCUCGGCGCCGCUGCUCUUCUGCCUCAUCAACGCCGUCAUCGAGGACCUGAACGGGGCCACCCGGCAUCACUCCCAGAGCUGCUUCACCUCCACCUGCUUGGAUCUCAUCGACAGCUUCUUCCUAGUGGAGGCGCUGCUCCGGAGCGAGAUCCCCACCCCGUACCUCAAGUACACCGUCAUCUCGGCGUACUUCGUGGCGCUGGCCGCUCCCGUCUUGUGGUUGUACGAGCUGACCGCGUCGGAGCUCCGCUGCCGGUGGCUGUGGGCUCGCUUCUUCUCCGCGGGGCUGCUGGUCAACGCGCCGCUGCUGGUGGUCCGCUGCUUCCAGGUGUACGUGUACGAGGGCCCCGUGUCGGUGUUCAUGUUCAAGAACGUCUUCUUCCUGGCGUGUAAGGCGCUGGAGCUGGCCGAGCAGUGCGUGGCCGUGCGCGUCGUGCGAAGGAGGCUGGCCGGGGCCGGUCACCACCAGGCUCAUUUCUCGCACGGCGUGUCCGAGAACGACAUGUGUCCGCACGGAUACGUCAACACGCUGGCAGUCGCCCAGUCCUAGUCGCUCCUAAAAUGCAGUAACUAUGAAGCCAGUUGAUUAAAUAAGAAUCCAUGCAGCCCCCACCCCCCCCCAGGCCCUCCACCACAUGCAUAUUACAUUGCCCGUGAAUUAAUUAAAAUGCGAAAUCUUCCAAAAUAAUGUCAAACUAUUCACCAUUUAAAUGCGAAAUUUCAUUCAGAAAGUAUUUUAGGCAUUUUGUUUAAAAUGUAAAAUACAAUAUUUUGCGCUAUAUAUACAGUAUAUUAGAGGUAUUUACAUUUUUAAGACACAAUUAUACUUCAAACUAAAACGUUUUGAAAUUCUAUGUUG